This is a messenger RNA of Ilyonectria robusta, 1665 nucleotides long. Its product is annotated as amino acid permease/ SLC12A domain-containing protein. The record is from RefSeq and is a predicted model, not a curated record. Bases 1 to 1665 code for a protein of 554 amino acids. Gene Ontology annotation, biological process: amino acid transmembrane transport. Gene Ontology annotation, molecular function: amino acid transmembrane transporter activity. The transcript has 2 exons. Gene Ontology annotation, cellular component: membrane. Lineage: Eukaryota; Fungi; Ascomycota; Sordariomycetes; Hypocreales; Nectriaceae.
AUGGGGUUUUUACAAGAAUCCAAAACCUCGGGCGAGCCUCUACCCUCCAGCAGAGAGCCCUCAACCAGCGAAGGAGUCGUAGGCGUCACCGAAGAUGCAAUCUUCUCAAAGUACGGCUCUACGCAGCGAGGACUGUCGAACCGUCAUCUGCAGCUCAUGGUCAUCGCCAGCUCUAUAGGAACUGGCCUCUUCGUCGGCAUCGGAAGCGCACUCAGGACUGCCGGACCGCUGUCGGUCCUUCUGGCGUACCUCAUUUACCCCAUCAUCUUUAUCCUCCCAUGCUCGCUUGGCGUAGCAGAAAUGGCGACUCACUUGCCGAUUCGUGGAAGCAUCUACGAGUUCGCUAGCCGAUACGUUGAUCCAGCCUUUGGCUUUGCAUUGGGAUGGACCUACUUUUUCGCCAGUGCCAUGUUAUUCUGUACCGAGCUUUCGGCGGUUGUUACCGUCAUGGGAUACUGGCAGAUUGAUGUGAAUCCUGCCGCGUGGGUGGCCAUGGCCUUAGUUGUCUGCGUCUUCCUCAACUUAUUCGCAGUCAAGUGGUACGGCGAAUCGGAGUUCAUCUUUUCCUGCACAAAGAUCCUCCUCAUUAUCGGUCUCCUCCUCCUGACACUAAUCACAAUGUGCGGCGGCAACCCAAAGCACUGGGCAUAUGGCUUUCACAACUGGUCCAACGGCGAAGUCAUGCACGAGUACAUGGGCGAAGGUGCCAAGGGCCGCUUCCUCGGGUUCUGGAGCAUCAUGAUCUACGCCGCCUUCUCCAUCGCGGGACCAGACUUCAUCGCCCUCAGCGCCGCGGAAAUGAAGAACCCGCGACGCAACAUCCCGCGCUGCGCCCGCGCCACGUUUCUGCGCAUCUUCAUCUUCUACGUCUUGGGAUCGCUGGCCGUGGGGAUUCUUUGCGACAGCGAGGAUCCCAGGCUCUUGGCAGCGUUGGGCGAUUCCUCGGUCGGCUCGGCUGCGAGCCCCUGGGUCAUCGGCAUCGAGAACUUGGGAAUCCACGGCCUUGCGAGCUUCAUCAAUGUGCUUAUCCUCAUUAGCGGUUGGAGCUGUGGGAAUGCCAUGCUUUACUCGUCGUCGCGGACUCUCUACUCCCUUGCCAUGAGCGGCCACGCCCCGAGGAUCUUUCUGAAAUGUACCGAGACGGGAAAUCCUAUCUACUGUGUGGUUGCUGUCAGUCUCAUUUCAUGCAUCACCUUUUUGGUCGCUUCAACCGAUGGUGCAACCGUUUUUGGAUGGUUUGUUGGCCUGUCCACUUGCGGCUUUGUCCUCUCCUACACAGCCAUGCACAUUACCUACAUAGGUUGGUACAGAGCUCUGAAGGCCCAGGGUAUCUCUCGAGACACUCUGCACUGGAAAGCGCCCUUCAUGCCGUACGGUGCUUAUAUCGGGACUGUAUUUGGGUGUAUUGUUCUUCUCUUUUUGGGAUUCGACACUUUCAAGCCCUUUUCAGUUUCUGGAUUCAUCACGAGCUACUUUGGUAUCGCUUACAUGGCUGUCGUUUAUGCAUUCUGGAAAAUCUUCAAACGCGACAAGUUUGUCAAGGCAAGGGAUGCUGAUUUGUGGAGUGGUAAAGAGGAGGUUGAUCAGCAGUGCAGUCAAUGGGAGGGUAAGGAUGUGGUCAGCCGGAAGAACUUGGUUCAGCGCCUUUGGGCUGCAAUGUGGUGA